Molecule: messenger RNA, 3385 nt
Organism: Varanus komodoensis (Komodo dragon)
Lineage: Eukaryota; Metazoa; Chordata; Lepidosauria; Squamata; Varanidae
Gene: CRTC2
Product: CREB regulated transcription coactivator 2
Exons: 14
Coding region: 213-2459 (748 amino acids)
Biological process (GO): positive regulation of transcription by RNA polymerase II; protein homotetramerization
Cellular component (GO): cytoplasm; nucleus
Molecular function (GO): cAMP response element binding protein binding
Source: RefSeq, a predicted model, not a curated record
GCCGGGAGCUGUAGUCUUCCACCGGCCCCUCGCUGCGCGCUCCAUUUUGUUGGAAUGGUAAACAAACUCGCCUUCCCGGCGUGCUCCCCGCUCGCCUGGCCGAGGCCGCGGUGAGGAGGAAGGCAGGCUGCGGCCCUGCCGCUCCUCUCGCGGGUGAGGGGAGGGCUGUGAGGCGGCGGAGGAGGAGGCGGCGGCGGCGGCGGCGGACCAAGAUGGCGGCGGCGGGCUCCGGGGCCGCGGCGGGAGCCGGGCCGAGCUCCUCCUCAUCGUCCUCGUCGGGCGGCGGCGGCGGCGGCGGCGGCACUGCGGUGGCGGGAGGCGCCGUGGCCGCGGCCGCAGCCGUGGCGGCGUCCAACCCGCGCAAGUUCAGCGAGAAGAUCGCGCUGCAGAAGCAGCGGCAGGCCGAGGAGACGGCGGCCUUCGAGGAGGUGAUGAUGGAGCUGGGCACCACCCGGUUGCAGGCCCAGAAGCUGCGUUUAGCUCACAGCCGAAGCCCGUACUAUGGCGGCUCUCUACCCAACGUCAACCAGAUCGGGAGUGGAGCUUCUGAGUUCCAGGGCCCGCUCCAUUCACCGCUGGAUUCUGCCCGUGGCACACGGCAUCACGGCCUGGUGGAACGGGUGCAGCGGGACCCCCGGCGGAUGAUGUCUCCCCUGCGCCGCUGCAUACGCCAGAUCGAUAGCUCCCCCUACAGCCCUGCGUACUUGUCCCCUCCUGCUGAGCCGAGCUGGAGGAGGACCGUGCCCUGGGGCAACCUGCCCAUGGAGAAAGGACACCUAAUCAGACUGCCCUCAGCGCUCAACAGGACGAAUUCCGACUCUGCCCUGCAUACGAGCGUGAUGAACCCCAGCCCACAGGAUGCCUACCUGGGCCCCUCCCAGGGAGCUCCCCCCCCGAAUCGCAAGAUUGGUUACCUGGACAAUGACAUGGAUAGCAAAGUGUUUCUUUUCCAAGUGCCUUCCAUCGAAGAGAGUCUCCUGGACAACAAGCAUUUGCUCAAGCCGUGGGACACCAAAAAGCAGCUGUCCUCUUCAUCCGCCCGUCCACGGUCCUGCGAGGUGCCUGGGAUACACAUCUUCCCGUCCCCGGACCAGCCUGCCAACCUGCCUCUGAUACCUGCUGCCCUGAACACGGGGGGCUCCCUCCCGGACCUCACCAACCUGCACUUUCCGUCGCCACUGCCCACUCCCUUGGACCCCGAGGAGUCGGCGUACCCCAGCCUGAGCGGUGGGAGCAGCACCGGCAACCUGGCCAGCACCCUGACGCACCUGGGCAUCAGCGGCAGCGUGGGCCUUGGCCCCGGCUACGACUCCUCAGGCCUGUGCUCAUCUAUGCAGAACUCCCUCAGUAACCCCUGCAUCCAGUCCUCGCUUAGCAACCCCUCGCUGCAGGGCUCCCUCAGCAACCCCUCGCUGCGCUCCUCCCCGAGCGGCGGCUCCGUGCCCUCCUCCCUCAGCAACCCCUCCCUCUCGUCCUCCCUCAGCAACCCCUCCCUCCCCAGCGCUCUCGGCAGCCAGCCCGGCCCCGGCAACCCCGGCCUCCAGCCGCCCGGCUUCGGCAGCCCCGCCGCCUCCUCCGCCUCCUCCCCGUCGGCCGCCCCCUCUGCUGCCGCCUCCUACGCCCCCCUGAACGCCUCGCCCCGGCGCAGGGUCCCCCUCAGCCCCCUGACCCUCCCAAUGGGCGGAGACUCGAGAAGGCCGCACCCAAAACCGUUUUCGCCAACUAUGUCACCCACAUUGUCCUCCAUCACACAGGGGGUGCCACUGGACACCAGCAAGCUGCCGGCCGACCAGAGGCUCCCUCCGUACCCCUACAGCCAGCCCGGUCUGCACCUCCAGCAGGGCCAGAAGCCCCUCCACCAGGGGCAAGGAGGGGCGGGCGGCCCCCCUCAAGUCCGCCAGCAGCCGCAGCCCUUGCAGACGCCGUGCCCCUACCCGGCGCAGUACCCGUCCAACUCCAUGCUCCAGCACCAGCUCGGCCAGCCGCUGGGUGACUUCGGCCUGGGCAGCUUCGAUCAGUACAACUUCGUAGAGAACAUGUCUGGAGGCUUCGCUUUCAACAGCAACACCUUCACGGACGACCUGGGUGCCUUAAACUACUCCCAAGGCGACAGCGUGGGCCAGUCGGGGGGUGGGGGCGGCGGCGGCGGCACUGGGGGCAGUGGCAGCACUCACGACCCACACCUGCUCAACCGCCAGAACCUGAACAACUGCAGCCGCCACGGCCCCGUCCCCAACAUCAUUCUCACAGGGGACUCCCCCCCAGGGAUCUCCAAGGAGAUUGCCACCGUCUUGGCAGGCAUGCCUGGCUUCGAGAUGGGCUCCUCCGCCCUGGGUCUCGACGAGGACCUGAAGAUCGAGCCGCUCACCCUGGACGGGCUCCACAUGCUCAGCGACCCCUACGCCCUGCUGACCGACCCGGCCGUCGAGGACUCCUUCCGCACAGACCGGCUCCAGUGAAGGCAGGGGCACGCGGUGCCGAGAACCCCCGGCCUGGCAGGGAGGCCCGGGGGAGACCCAAGAGCCAGGCUCCCGCUCCCCACGCAGGGACUCUGGGAGCAGGGGCUGUGCGUGGCCACGGCCUCCCCGAGGCGUUGGCGAAACCUCUCCAGACAUUCUGGGCCAAACUCGGCAAAAAGCAGCCGCGAGCCCAGGCUGCGGAGGACCGGGGAGGAACUGGGCAGGGGGUGGAUGCCCCUCUUCAGCCCCGCGCCGGGGAGGUGCUUCCGGGUCGCUUGGAGGGGCCGGACGCUGCAGGAGAGCGAUGCGGGGUGUCCAAAGCCCUCCGGGAUGCAAGAGAGAGAAGAUGGACUGGAUCCGGGAGUAGCCUUCUGCCCCCCUUGAUCCGAGGGACGGGUGUUCGUGUGUGUCCGAGGCAGGUCUCUGCUGCCCAGAGUCCCAGCCGUGGGCCCUGCGUUUGUUCCUGUGUAUAUUUCCACCUGCACCGAUAGCUAGCGAGAUCAUCGUGGUAGUGUGCCGAGCCAGGCGAGUGUGCGGAGGAGGGAAGGCGGGCGCGAAGCUCGUGGUUCUUUUAUUUCUUUGCCUAAUCAUGUUUUUUAAAGAGAAUCUGUACAUAACGCCUCCCUCUCUCCUUAUCCCUCCCUCCUCUUGGACUGCCAUGUACUUGGGGGGCGGGCGGAGUUGGAGAAGGAAGUGGGGGCGUCUCUUGUAAAGCACUUGUAACUUUGCAUUCUUAUCUUUUGUGGAGUCAAGUCCAGUAUCUGAGCUUGAGUUGGGGGUGGGAGGGGGCGGGCAAAGAGGAAGAAUGUGGGCAGGGCACUUGGCCCCCUUCCUUGCCCACUGGCCCCCUCCCCCCCCACUAGGGAGGAGGCAAACCAGAGUGAUUUUAUUAUUAUUUUUUAAAAUAUAUGUUAAUUAUAAUGAAA